UGUAUAGGUAGGAGCAGUUGGGUUGCGACCCCUUAGAGAGGGGAGGGUAUAUAACCGUCUCCUAACCAAGCACAACGUAUUUCAGAGUAACUGCAAGACUCAAUAGUUUCGGUGUUUUUUUACUAUUUCAGACAAAUAAUUAUUUUUAAUCAUGAGGGAAAUCGUGCAUAUCCAAGCUGGUCAAUGCGGAAACCAGAUUGGUGCUAAGUUCUGGGAAAUAAUCUCUGACGAGCACGGAAUCGACCCAACCGGCGCAUACCAUGGAGAUUCGGACCUUCAACUGGAGCGCAUCAAUGUAUACUACAAUGAAGCCUCCGGAGGCAAAUACGUUCCACGUGCCAUUCUAGUCGACCUUGAACCUGGGACGAUGGAUUCCGUACGGUCAGGACCAUUCGGACAGCUUUUCCGCCCUGACAAUUUCGUAUUCGGUCAGUCAGGCGCUGGAAAUAACUGGGCAAAAGGACAUUACACAGAAGGCGCCGAAUUGGUAGAUUCGGUACUUGACGUCGUACGAAAAGAAGCUGAAUCAUGUGAUUGUUUGCAAGGUUUCCAAUUGACACAUUCCCUUGGUGGCGGUACCGGUUCCGGUAUGGGUACGCUGCUUAUCUCGAAAAUACGCGAAGAAUAUCCCGAUAGAAUUAUGAACACAUUUUCCGUUGUACCCUCGCCAAAAGUAUCCGACACAGUUGUAGAACCAUACAACGCCACCCUUUCAGUACACCAACUUGUAGAAAACACCGACGAAACUUACUGCAUUGAUAACGAAGCCUUAUACGACAUCUGCUUUAGAACACUCAAACUUACCACACCAACAUACGGAGAUUUAAAUCAUCUUGUUUCACUCACAAUGUCCGGCGUUACCACUUGCCUUAGAUUCCCAGGUCAGCUGAACGCAGAUCUUCGAAAGCUUGCAGUAAACAUGGUUCCUUUCCCGCGACUUCACUUCUUUAUGCCCGGUUUUGCACCACUCACCUCCAGAGGCAGCCAACAGUACAGAGCUUUAACCGUACCUGAACUUACCCAACAAAUGUUUGACGCCAAAAACAUGAUGGCCGCCUGCGACCCCAGACACGGACGUUACCUCACCGUAGCGGCCAUCUUCAGAGGACGCAUGUCGAUGAAAGAGGUCGACGAACAAAUGCUCAACAUCCAAAACAAAAACAGCAGCUACUUCGUCGAGUGGAUCCCUAAUAACGUCAAAACCGCCGUUUGCGACAUUCCACCCAGAGGACUAAAAAUGUCCGCCACCUUCACCGGAAACUCGACCGCCAUUCAAGAACUAUUCAAACGUAUCUCCGAACAAUUCACAGCUAUGUUCAGGCGUAAAGCUUUCUUGCAUUGGUACACGGGCGAAGGUAUGGACGAAAUGGAAUUCACUGAGGCGGAAUCCAACAUGAACGAUUUGGUUUCGGAAUACCAACAAUAUCAGGAAGCAACCGCCGACGAAGAUGCCGAAUUUGAUGAAGAACAAGAAGGUGAAGUCGAUGAGAAUUAAAAGUCCUGCACUUUAUCUGAAAUCGCUUUUUACUAUUUUUGUACGCGCAUGUUUUGGUAAUAUUUACAUUCCUUCUUCAUGUGUAGACACUAUACAUACAAAUUAUAACUUAAUUCAAGACUGA
Messenger RNA from Photinus pyralis (common eastern firefly), 1619 nucleotides. Its product is annotated as tubulin beta-1 chain-like. Lineage: Eukaryota; Metazoa; Arthropoda; Insecta; Coleoptera; Lampyridae. The transcript has 2 exons. Gene Ontology annotation, cellular component: microtubule; cytoplasm. Gene Ontology annotation, biological process: microtubule cytoskeleton organization; mitotic cell cycle. Gene Ontology annotation, molecular function: GTPase activity; structural constituent of cytoskeleton; GTP binding. The coding region runs from base 152 to 1495 and encodes 447 amino acids. The record is from RefSeq and is a predicted model, not a curated record.